GAGAGUUACACUGACAGUCAGCCUGCUUAAGGGAGGAAACUCAACACUUGGCAUCUCAGUGACUUCCAAAGACACGAGACAGACACAAUCUCAAGAUUGGGCAUGAAGUCUAAAGCGGUGACCUGCAGCAGGAGGAGUGGCGACUGAAAACGGCGAAGCUCAGUGGCUCAGUCAGGAUGGGCUGCACUUGCAGUGACCAGAAGCAAGAAAAAGAUGAUGGAUUCCUCAAAAGGUACGCCAUCUCUCAGGAUCUGAAGGCGUCAAAUCAUACAGAAAAAAACACAAACUCCCACUCAGCUAACGAUGAGAACGUGUUUGUGGCACAGCACGACUUUAAAGCGAGCAACGAAAGUGAUCUAGCUUUCAAAAAAGGAGACAGAGUCAAAGUUUUGCAGGAGAGUGGAGAAUGGUGGCUGGCAAAGUCACUGAUCACUGGACAAGAAGGAUUCAUCCCAUCUAACUAUGUAGCUAAAGAAAACACACUGGAGGUGGAGAAGUGGUUUUUUAAAGAUUUGAGUAGGAGGGAGACCGAACGGCUGCUUUUAGCCCCCGGAAAUAAACCAGGCGCCUUUCUUGUGCGAGAGAGUGAAACUAGCAAGGGGUCGUACUCGCUGUCAGUCAGAGACUGCGACCGAGAGCAAGGAGAUGUGGUAAAACACUACAAAAUACGCUGUCUGGAUAAAGGUGGUUUCUACAUCUCCCCCUCCAGUACCUUCCCAUCCCUGCAGGAACUGGUCAAAUACUACAGCCGCACUGCAGAUGGGCUGUGUCUGCGGCUGUACGAACCCUGCAAGCAGAAGGCCCUCCAGCAGCCAUGGGCGCAGGAUGAAUGGGAGAUUCCCAGAGAGACGCUGAAAAUGGUGAAGAAACUCGGGGCAGGGCAGUUUGGAGAAGUUUGGAUGGGUUAUUACAAGAGCACGCAGAAGGUUGCUAUAAAGACAUUAAAAGAAGGAACGAUGGAGCCAGAGGCCUUUCUUCAGGAAGCUAACUUGAUGAAGCAGCUGCAGCAUGAGCGGCUGGUGCGACUGCAUGCUGUGGUCACCAAGCACCCAAUCCUUAUCGUCACAGAGUUCAUGAUCAAUGGAUGCCUUCUUGAUUUUCUGAAAACUGAGGAAGGAAAGAAGCUGAAGAUGAAUAAGCUGAUCGACAUGUCAGCACAGAUAGCUGAGGGGAUGGCGUUCAUCGAAAAGAAGAAUUCUAUCCAUCGUGACCUGCGUGCAGCUAAUAUUCUGGUCAACGAGACGCUGCACUGCAAGGUCGCAGACUUUGGCCUGGCGAGGAUCAUCGAGACUGAGUACACGGCUCAUGAAGGAGCUAAGUUUCCCAUCAAAUGGACAGCUCCAGAAGCGAUCAACUACGGCACAUUUAGCAUCAAAUCUGACAUCUGGUCUUUCGGGAUCCUGCUGACAGAAAUCGUCACCUACGGGAGAAUCCCAUACCCGGGAAUGACCAACCCAGAGGUGAUCAGGAACCUGGACAAGCUCUACAGAAUGCCACAACCAGACAACUGUCCCGAGGAGCUCUAUGAGAUUAUGAUGACGUGCUGGAGACAAAAACCAGAAGAGCGUCCGACUUUUGAAUUUCUACAGAACACUCUUAAUGAUUUCUUCAUUGCUACGGAGGGACAAUAUGAGAUGCAGCCCUAGCUAGCAUCAAAUACAUACAAAAAGGUAGAAACGUUUCUUGUUGAGCAUCAGAAAACAACAGACUUUAAUGACUGAAGAUCAUCUUUUUGACUCGCUCAAACGAUUGAAUUCAAACAAUUCAUCAGAACGAACAUCAGAGCUUCUCUUGUUUCUGCUGUCAGCAGCGGAAAUGAACAACUGAAGCAAAUCAAAGACUUCAACUCAACUCAUGUUCAUUCCACUGACUUUACUUUGACUAUUUCAGCUUUUGGUUUUCAAAUGAGUCAAUGGAGUGUGGGUAGGCACCGGCUGGCAUGAAAUAAUGGAAAAACGACCACGAUCGGCAGCCGCUGGACCCCGUGUGGAAUUAGUGAAGGUGACUGAUGAGUGAUACAGAAACCAACUGUUUGAGAUGACAUGCACAAUCUUUUGCACUUUUUAUGUUUUAUUCAGUUAAGUUGGAAAAAAUUGGCUUCCUUAUACAAAAUGUA
Molecule: messenger RNA, 2116 nt
Organism: Nothobranchius furzeri (turquoise killifish)
Lineage: Eukaryota; Metazoa; Chordata; Actinopteri; Cyprinodontiformes; Nothobranchiidae
Gene: blk
Product: BLK proto-oncogene, Src family tyrosine kinase
Biological process (GO): protein phosphorylation; innate immune response; cell differentiation
Cellular component (GO): extrinsic component of cytoplasmic side of plasma membrane
Molecular function (GO): non-membrane spanning protein tyrosine kinase activity; signaling receptor binding; ATP binding
Source: RefSeq, a predicted model, not a curated record